CACACACAUACACACACACACGCUCGUCCACCCUACGACCAACAUUUUUAGACUAUGUCGUGACCGGAGCGAUGCAAAUGUCACACGAUUCAUUGACUACUGUCAGUCUCCGGCACCAAAACGUCAAUGUUUUGAUGGCGUUUGGAUGAAAAUCGCCCCGUGUUACUCAGCUGCUGCUGCCGCUGCUGUGGAAGGGGGGGUCGGUAGAGAGCCGAGGCUUCGUCGCUUCAGCACCUGGACAGCUCCUUUCGCAGGGUUCCCCGCUGCGCUCGCCGGGGAAACCCUCGACUGAGGAGCAGAACCUGGAUCUGGAGCAGCAGCACACGCAGCCGUCAGUGAUCCCAGCCAGGGGGAGAUUGCGCUCAGAAAGGGUCGUUAUUUAAUCUCGUUCUGAUAACACUUGAAAGCUAAUAUGAUCUUGCCGAGUGACGAUGCUUCUUGCAUUUGAGCUUCAGCCGCCUCUUUGGUUUUGCACUGAAAGCCAAGCAGCGCAAGUGGGAGCAGGGGAAGCAGCAGUGCUCGUCCAAAGUGCUAAGGAUAGCUGCAGCCUACACACACUGCGAGCCUGCUGCUGCUGCUUCACUUACUCUGAUCACCGCCGAGGGAGACAUUACUAUCAGCAAGUCGGCAGCGGGAGGCACAGUUACCCGCCAACAAUGUAAAUCUCACACAGGUUCAACAUGAAAGAAUCAUUGAAAAGGUGAAAAGGUGAACUGCAGCGCUUAAACGGGCAGAACCGAGUGGAAACCUUGUGAUAACCACUACAUCCCUCCUCUCUCCAUCACCCAGGAUCAUGGCUAAUGCUGAGGAAGCGGAGCAGGCAGGUCUGUCAGACUUGGAGAUCAUCUCCCAGCCGGUGGAGGAUGAGAACCAGUGCUUGGCUCCUCCAGUCCAGCUGGUGAGUUUUGGCUACAGAGAUCUGCCCCUCGCAGCUCUGGACCUCUCGCUGGCUGGAUCACAGCUGCUUUCCAAUGCAGAUGAAGACGAAAACAGAGAGGGGUCCAACUGGCUGAAGCCGUGUUGCGGUCAUCGAGUGGCCCUGUGGCAGGUCUGUCUGCUCAGCGCUGGCUUCAACUGUAUCCUGGUGGCCUGUGUCAUCCUGGUGGUGCUUUUCCUGUCUUUGGAGCUGCUCAUAGACACCAAACUCCUACAAUUUUCCAAUGCUUUUCAAUUUGCCAGCAUUAUCCACUGGAUCAGCCUUAUCAUCCUGUCCCUCUUCUUCUCUGAGACUGUCUUCAGAAUUGUAGUGCUCGGGAUCUGGGACUACAUAGAAAACAAAGUUGAGGUGUUUGAUGGUGCUGUCAUUGUGCUGUCCCUGGCCCCCAUGGUGGCCUCCACAGUGGCCAAUGGGCCCAGCAGCCCCUGGGAUGCCAUCAGCCUCAUCAUCACCCUACGCAUCUGGAGGGUCAAGAGGAUCAUUGAUGCUUAUGUGCUACAAGUCAAAGUUGAGAUGGAACUGGAGAUCCAGCAGUGUGAGAAGACCAAGGCUGUGAGAGAGGAGCAGCUGGAGCGUCUCACUCAGAUCUGCCAGGAACAGGCUUUUGAGAUCAGGCAGCUCAGGGCCCAUCUGGCCCAGCAGGACCUGGACCUCGCAGCAGAACGUGAGGCGGCCAUGCAGAUCCACCACGUGUGGGGCAAACAGGGCAGGAGUUUUCAGGUUGUAGAAGGCUUGACUCCUGGGGAGUCUGAUGAUGAGGGCAGCCAGAGAAACCCCAGGGAGCACCAUACCACUGCAGAUCCAGUUGUGCAUGACGACAUGAACAACUACAUCAGCCAAUACUACAGUGAAGCAAGCAGUGAUGCUGCGGCCUCUGGCUUAGGCACUCGGAUCAUCACCAUGGCAGCCAUUGACGUUCACCUCCCCACCAAUACAAAUCCUGUUCAGUCAAACCCAAUGCUGGCGAUGGAGCGGGUGGGCAGCGCUGUAUGUGACGCCUCCACCAGCAUAUUACGGUCCAGUGGCAGCGUGACGGCCCGGCCCCACAGCCUGAGUAGCCACACCCCGGCUUCAUCUAUGACAGACUGCAGCAGCAGCACAGCUCAUGACCUCAGUCUGAGCUACAGCUCUCAUCGCUGCUGCCCUCCUUCCUUCUCAGGCCAAGACCCCUGCAGGAACCCCAGCAUGGUGGUGCAGGAACUACUCUCCUCCCUCUCUGAGGACUCCUGCCUUGCUCAAAAGGGCCUGGCAGUGGACCCUGUCAACCUUAAGCUUCCCAGCCCUACAGGCUCAGAAAAGGCCAGUCCUGAGCUGGACAACAGAAUAAACAUCUUCAACCGCAGGAACCAAGAGGAGAGGCGGGGCAGGGGAAGGGGUUGUGUGCUGCUGCAGACCAAGCCACUGAUCCACCUGCAAGGCAGCACCACUGAGCCAUCCCUGGACGAGAAGUACCGGCUCCUGGGACCAGCUGACACACCUCUGGGCCACAUGCCUGAUACAUAAACUACAUUUACACAGAAACAGAAAGUUUUUUGUAUCUUUUAACUGCCACCGUGUUUGGCAUAUUUCUGACUUCUUGUUGCAGGUUAAACCUCAUGAGAGGGACCACAUAAGAUUUCAGAAUUGGAUUUUUCUGUUGCUGUGUAAAUCCAAUAUUAGCCAAUCCAGAGCCAAGCUUGAACCUUCGCUUCCAGCUAACACUGAUGCUCCUUAACUUGACGUGUUCAGAAGUCAAUAGUAGAAAUGACAAUAACAACUCUUAGGCCCUUUGCCAUACUGUCCAACCUCCCCUGUUCCUCUGUGAUGGAUUUUUUUAAAUCAGAAAUGUCCUGAAAUAGCACAACAAAGACAAUAACAUCCCAGUAACGGGGAGUCCAAUGUGUUCUUGGACACAUUUUUCAUCAGGAAUUCUCACUUUGAAUAGGUCCUAAAUGCACUGAACUUUAAAUGAAUUAAAACCAGCAAGGGGCCAUUCAAGCCUAUACUGAACAAAAACAGUGUUGCAAACCACACACCGUUCUCUGCAGUUAAAAGGAGUGUUUUUUAUCGCAUUGUUCUUGUUAUUCUGUUGCUUUUCAUAUGUAUUAUCAACUUUAAACAUGAAUCAUGCUGUCUUUGUUCAAACAGCCACAGGGUACAUAAGACUGGCUUAACUAUUCCAACAGCCAAUUUAAUUUUUUUUUUUUUUUUUUACCUUUGGCUUUCUGUCACCUGUUUGUUUGAAACCAUGGAACAUCUGACUUUAUUGUUAUUGUGUGGAUGAAAUGAAGAGGUAAGUGAUUGGAUUCUUCAAAUAAUACUAGAUUGGAGUGCUUGUAGCAUGAACCUUUAAAAGAUAUGUGCCCUAAAUGGCAAGCAAAUUCUUUGCACUUUAAUGUUUACAGACACUUUUGUAAACUUGAUAUGGGGGAAGUUAUUGCCAAAUGCAGGUGUUGUCAUUUGAAUGAAAAUAGCAAAAAUAAAAGUUAGUAUUUCCUUAA
Messenger RNA from Seriola aureovittata, 3417 nucleotides. RefSeq names its product transmembrane protein 266-like. The coding region runs from base 794 to 2440 and encodes 548 amino acids. NCBI's taxonomy places the organism in Eukaryota, Metazoa, Chordata, Actinopteri, Carangiformes, Carangidae. Gene Ontology annotation, molecular function: voltage-gated channel activity. Gene Ontology annotation, cellular component: plasma membrane. The record is from RefSeq and is a predicted model, not a curated record. The transcript has 11 exons.